This is a messenger RNA of Penicilliopsis zonata CBS 506.65, 1077 nucleotides long. RefSeq lists its product as hypothetical. The record is from RefSeq and is a predicted model, not a curated record. Gene Ontology annotation, cellular component: membrane. The transcript has 3 exons. Lineage: Eukaryota; Fungi; Ascomycota; Eurotiomycetes; Eurotiales; Aspergillaceae. The coding region runs from base 1 to 1077 and encodes 358 amino acids.
AUGUCGUCGAAUAGCGAGGCAACGAGCCUCUAUCCAUACACUCCCAGCCAUGUUCUGCCGGCAAUCUUCUCUGUGCUGAUCGGGGCAUCUCUGGUCUUGCAUUUAUACCAGAACUAUCUCUAUAAGCUCUGGGGUGUGACGUUCUGGAUGUUCUGGGGAGGCGCCGUCUUCUUGACAGGCUGGAUCGCCCGUUGCGUCUCGAGUUAUCACACCGCGAAUCUGAACCUGUAUAUCGUGCAGACGGUCUUCACCCUCGCCGGACCACCAAUUUACUCGGCAAUGGCGUACAAUGCCAUCGGACGACUCCUGAACUAUCUUCCGAUGCACUCCCCUCUCAACCCGAACCGGGUGAGCUUUCUAUUCAUCUACCUAGGCGCAGCGGUUGAGGGAUUGACUGGCGCGGGAGCUUCGACCAUGGCCACCGCGCUGCCAGAUAUAUCUUCGUUUGAGAAUGGUGGCAAGCUCGUCAAGGCUGCCCUCAUCCUCCAGGCGACUGUCGAGGUGUGGCUGGUGGUGCUGCUCUGGGUGGUCAACCGCCGCUGCGCGCGUGCAGGGAUGCUGCCUCACAAUGUGCGCAUGCUCUUCGUCACCCUCUAUGGUACCUCGACUCUCGUCCUGAUCCGAUGCGUCUUCCGUGUUGUCCAGUCCUUUGCAGAGAUCUCGGCAGUCGCUUGUUCGCCAUCGUGCAGCAGCCCCGUCCUCGAGCACGAAUGGUAUCUCUACGUCUUUGAGGCAGCACCGAUGGCGGUGUUCACUCUGUGGCUCAAUCUCCUCCAUCCUGGGAAGUACCUGCCUCGCGAAAAACGGGUAUAUCUUGAUUUCGAUGGCAAAACCGAACGACUCGGCCCAGGCUGGAUCGACAACCGUUCCCAAUGGCAAACCUUUAUGGAUCCGUUAGAUCUUGAAGGUACCCUCAAGGGCAAACCUGCCCAUGAGCCGUACUGGCAGGAAGCGGAACGAUGGCCGGUCUGUGAAAAUGGAAGCUUUGCAGCCGGGUCAGCUUCAAACGUGAGAGGUCGAGCCCAGAAAAUACACGAAGUGUUUUUCAACAUGGCUAUCUCCUGUUAUUAUGUAUAA